AUGUACUUCGAGCCGAGACAGCUCCAGGACCUGCGGCCGCGCGCAGGGACAGAGCAGAACCGUUCGGGCACCCUAUGCCUGGUGUCGCUGAUGGUGGAGGAGGCUGGUCCGAGCAGAGAGGCUGGCGUCCCGGGCGGCGUCGCAGCCAAGGCCCGGGUCCAGGAGCCCGCUGCCCGCUCGUGGCCGAGCCUCGCCCUGGCCAGGAGGCUGCACCUCCUGAAGCUGCUCCGGAUCAACUGGGUGCUGUACAUCCCCGCGUCCCACUUCGAGACGCGGUUCUUCUCCUGGAUGCCGCUGCUCCGCAUGCUGGUCUGGAUCGUCAUAUCCAUGCACCUCACGGCGUGCCUGUGGUACGACCUCGUGCUGCGGGAGGGCACCGUCGACCUGCACCUCGAGGGCAUGGGCGACAGGGCCACCGAGAGCUCGCACUACCUGGUAGCGCUGCGGCAGGGCGUGUACCUGGUGACCGGCAAGCCCACCGAGUCGUUCUCCGACCCGGAGCUCAUGCUGAUAGGUGUCACCGGAUGGUUGGGCGGUAUCUUCUUCGCCUUCAUCUAUGGCAACACGACGAUGCUCCUGACCCGGAUGAACAUCCACAUGACCAAGCACCACAAGCACAUGGCCCUCAUCCAGCGCACCAUGAACACCCUGGGCCUUCCCGUCAACCUCCAGCAGCGGAUCCGCCAGUACCACCACUUCCUGGCGGUGCACCACAACAUCAACGCAUACAGCCUCCUGAUGCAGGGCCUCAGCGUCAGCCUGUUCAUCGAGCUGAAGGCCCACCUGUUCAAGCAGAUGUUCUCGCAGGGCCCGUUCUUCACCGGGGCGCCCACGAGCUUCCUCCGGAACCUGCUCCAGGUGAUGGUCGAGGUCACCUUCUGCCCUGGCGACGUCGUCAUCCGGUGCGGCGACGUGGGAGAGCAGAUGUACUUCGUGGUCAAAGGCAGGCUGGACGUCCUCAACUCGAGCAACGCGGUGAUCGGCAAGAUGUGCGAAAACCAGUACUUCGGCGAGAUCGCGCUGCUGAUCUCCACCCCUCGGCUGGUCUCGAUACGGGCCGCGACGUACUGCCUGCUCGGCGCCACCGGGGGGGGCGGGCUCAGCGCGGGAGCGUGCAGGGCGGCUGACAAUGACGUGUCACAGAUGAGCAGCAUGCGGUUAUCGGUGGAUGACUUCUUCGUCCAAGAGGGAGUGCCUAUAUUGCGGACUUGGAAUGCCUCGCGGCCGCUGUGGAACAACCAUCCGGAGGCGACUUUGGACUUCACCACUGGUUCAGUCACAGAUAUUGAUUGUAGGCGCACCGCCUGGCCUGGCCUGGCCGGGCGCUCCGCGGCCGAGGGGCUCCGGCGAGGAGGUCACGAGGAGGCCACAGGCGGGCACUUGGGCGACAACACGGACAAACCGAGCCAGCACACACGACGCGGCCACGAGGCGGCCACGGGUGGGCACCGCGAGGCAGGCUUCAAGGCCAACUCGGGCCUCGAGUGGCUUUAUGACGACCCGUCUCAGCUACGCCUUGUCGCAAUUCUUGUGCGUGGCUUUGGGAAAGGGGCCGACAUGUUUGGGGAGCUGAACUCCCAGGUCCGGUCUGGUAAGAAAGAGCCUCAAUUUUUAUGGACAGAGCUUCUCCAAGCAAAGCACGAGUCUGAGAGAUUGUGGAUGGAACCGGGCCGCUCGUUGUCAGCGUACGCCUACGAUGCAUUCGGUCGGCGCGUGGUCGGCAAUUUUACGAUGCAGGAAGGAGCCGGCCAGGGAGAAGAAGACCCGAACGAUUGGAGUGAAUUCGGCUGGCAGGUGGUCAUUGAUGUGAAGGGCGACGCGAUUCGUUUUGGUCAGGGUUCUCGGGUGAUCCAGAUGACGAGACAACCCUCAGGACAUCGAUCUAUCGGUCUGAUCGGCAUGCCGGCUCGGGAGUUCAAGUUGGGCGACUCUCUGGCCGCUAGAUUUCUCCGUUUUGUCGAAAAGGAGAACCUCGUGGCGACAUCAGGCGACUCGGGAGAGUGCUGGGAGGUGUUAGAGGACCGGGUUCGUCUGCAUCGCGUCCGUCCUCGUCGAGAGUUGGUCGAUCCAGCGGUUUCCGAGGGGGUGCCGGCGACUCCGGAGCAGAUGGGCACCACCCGAGUCGCGUACUGCAAGUGCCGAGACGAGAGUGACACCUGGUUCGAAAACUAUUACCAGCACGAGUGGAGAGGGGAGUGCGAGCAGACCCGCAUGCCAGACUAUUGGAUUGGCCACGCGGACUUCAACCUGGUCAGCGGGGAGGCAGCGCUGCAUCUCUUGUCAGUCGAGCUGGAGACGUUGGAGGAGGAUUCGGAGAUCGAGACCAACUGGGGCGUCGCGCCGGAUCCGUGGCACGACUGGGAGCUCCAGAACGUAGACUACACGGGCAGCGAGCUGACCGAAGUGGAGAUUGUCUUGAUGAACAAGGGAGCAGUCAAGGAGGCCGCGGAGGAGGAGUGCGAGCAUCCGCUGUGUGCGAGACCACAGCGCGGGAACCAGUGCGCCAGAUGGGCGAAGUGUCCACAGUGUGGCGGCACCCUCGAGACGACCAAGUACACGCCAGAGGAGGGGGUCCAGGGGAAGGCCAAGCGCGAGAACGUCAAGAAGGACAAGGACCUCGAGGAGGGCCAGCAGCAGCAGGUCAAGAUGGCGAUCAAGGUGCGCAACGCCGACUACCAGCAGGAGGAGAUUGAGCCCGUGCAGCGCCCGCCUCGCAGCCCAGCGGCCGUCAGGAGCGCGCCUGCCCGCGGGUGCGAUGCGGGGGGGGUGCGCGGCGCGGAGAUCGAGGAGCUUCUUCGAAACCCGGAAGACAGCAGAGAGGAGGUCGCCCAGUGGAUGCUCGAGCAGAAAGGGGACUCCGCGGUCACCGGGAGCCAGUUUCGGGAGCUGAUGGAGACGAUCAGUUCCUUGAGCUUCGACUCCAGGAUCAAGCGACUAAGUAUUACCGCAAGAAAGCCCGAUAAUAUCACCGCGCUGGUUGACUGUCUGUGGGUCGGGGCCUCGGCUUCAGGAAUAGCUGUCAAGACGGAGCGCUACCUGCAGUCGGACUUCCUCAUCUCGGUCCGGGCUUCGGCUGGGACCCCGACUAGUGCGCUCCGGAUUUGGAUGCUGCCGGACAGACCUGAGGUCCGCCUGGUGGAGCUGAGGAAAGACCUCCAGCGGGAUCUUCUCCGCUCGCUCGUGGCGGGUCGAGGUCGCCGAGGCGGGGGCAACGUGGGCAGGAGAGACGUGCUGAUCCUGGCGCUUGCCUGGGGCCAGAUGAGUCCUAAGGGCGGGGAUGCCGUGCUAUGCAUUGAGGUAGUAGAGCGCCGCAAGAACGCCGCUAGUCACAAAAUCACCCUUUUGCUUCCUGGUCCUAGCGCCCUCAGCUUCGUUGCGGUGUCUGGCGCCGGAGGCUCGGUGGCGCUCGCCGACGAGCACGGCGGGUCCACGAAGAGGGGCGAACCGCAGGUCAGUCCCAAGCUGGACCCCAUGUCCAGCGGCCUGUUCUUUCGCCACGACUACCCCCACGACCAGAGACCACCGACGGGGCCGGAGUUUGACUUCAACCACCCGUAUCCGCUCGUCCAGGACACCGACAUGUACGACAAGGACUACGUGAAGGACGAGAACAGCGACGGCGGCGAGUGGAAGGCGCAGAUGGAGUACGACACCAUGCGGACGAAGGUCUUCAAGGCACGUGCCGACGCGGAAGUUUCGAAGAAAGCCCUCGACAAGAUCCACAAGGAGUGA
Molecule: messenger RNA, 3732 nt
Organism: Prorocentrum cordatum
Lineage: Eukaryota; Dinophyceae; Prorocentrales; Prorocentraceae
Source: the annotation of a GenBank genome assembly